This is a messenger RNA of Penaeus indicus, 1873 nucleotides long. RefSeq lists its product as uncharacterized. Bases 64 to 1065 code for a protein of 333 amino acids. The transcript is spliced from 6 exons. The record is from RefSeq and is a predicted model, not a curated record. NCBI's taxonomy places the organism in Eukaryota, Metazoa, Arthropoda, Malacostraca, Decapoda, Penaeidae.
GAUAUCUCACCUGAUAUACAUUUUAUUUCUCCAGGUUGUAUAUCAGAGCCAGCGAAGGUCGCGAUGCUCAGAGGAACUGAGAUUACAGCAACAGUGUGGAUUCCUCAGACCAGCGAAGACGAAGUCCUUGUUUCACUCACGUGUGCCGAGGAUCAGAUCUACUUUGUGCGCAGAAUAGAAAUUAAAAAGGGGCUCGUGAAUGUGAAAGAAAUGAGAGGCGGAAUCGACAAGUAUGACACUUUCGACAUUCCAGAAGGCGUCCUUCGUCUUGGAUGGAUGGAUUUCACCCUGGCUCUCAGUUCAAGAUUUCGAGUGAUGAUGGGAAACACGACUAUUGCAGACAUUGAAGAUGUGCUGACAAGCUCAGUCACAAUCCAAGGCAGCAAUGUGACUGUUGGCUGCAGUGAGCCCAUAAUCGCGUGGGAGGUGGCUGAAGAGCGAGAAACGGUCAUCCCGGUAGCUGGUAUGGUGCCACACAAAGUCUCGCUCUUCUCCAGGUCAGCAUCGCUUCCUGUGCUCUCACUUGGCCCCAACACACUUCGACUUAGCUGGGACCCAAUCACCAAGUCCAUCACUACACUUGCUUCGGAUCCGCGCCCCUUGCCGGCUUUCCUCGUGCACAACCUGACUGUGGACUGCCACCCAUGGGGUGCUCUCACGAAGUGUGAUAUACUGGCCGGCCCUAACGAUAGCCUUGCUGGGUCCGCCCUGCUGCCAGAUGACUUCACCUCCUUUUCUUUUCGAGCUAACAAUAAGGAUAAUUUUGUGGUCAUCUUGCAAUAUAGCAGACAAGAUGAAGUGGAGGAAAAAGUUUGCCCUGUGACGGAAAACCUCGCCACAAAUCCCCCCUACGCCGAGUACCAUGGAUGGAAGGUGGCGACGAUUGCGUGUGCGUCGUUGAAUGCAGUUCUUCUGACAGCUGUCAUUGUUCUUACUGUGAUAAUCAUCAAGAUAAAGAACGCGUCAUUUGACAGUUCACAUGCAAUAUUCAAAUCUUCAGCAUCACAGAAUAGAGCAGAAGAACAAAAUCGUAUGAAAUCACCGAAGCUUUUAGAUAACCCUUAAUUAAGAAGAAGUGAGAAAAAAUCCACACAGGGCAGUGAUUAAUCUGAGGAGUGUGAAGCACCAUUUUUUUCAACAAGGUGAUUUUCUAAAUGCUUAUCUUUAACUUUUAUGAUUAUUUUUCUGUUUUCCCCACUGAGUACUACAGUUGUUGAAAGAUAUUUUGGUAUGGUAACUUACCAAGUGGCAACAACUACCUCGUAGUAAAAAGAUUAUUUAUGAAUGAAUUGUGUUCAAUGUGUCUGAUUGGUGGGAGGUCAUGGCUGAUUUCCCUGUUGCUUUUCUUAUCCUUCUAGUCUAGUGAAUGGAAAGGAAAUAAUAUCAAUAUCUAUAUGGUGUACAUGAACAGAUAAAUGUUGAAUUAUUGCAUGGAUAAUUGUUUUAUACAUAUCGUCAAUAGAUAGGAUAAUUCCUUUACUAGCUGAUAAAUGAAAUGUAAUUAUCUAUACCGCCACUCCACUUUUCAAGAACAUGUAAAAGUAGAAAAGCUGAUAUAUAAUUUCGAUAUUACAUAUUGAUAAUUUCAGUUUUGCCAGCUUUCGCUUUACUUGGUGAAUGUCUCAAGUUCCUUUAUAAUCUUCUAUAAUCUUAAUUCAGUUCCGAGAACUUGUAAACAACAGAAGGCCAUAAAAAUGAAAAUAUAUAUAUAAUGUAUAAUGAUGCUGUAUGCGAGAGUUUUCACUACUUAUCUAACAUGCGGCCUCUAUAAACAUGCUGGAAGUGUGAAAAAAUAUCCGUGGCAGUACCUUUAGUAUUACAGUGAUAUAUGUCCUUUUUUUAGUUACUAAACAAGCGUUUAUCAAGGGGACCG